This is a messenger RNA of Pleurotus ostreatus (oyster mushroom), 2160 nucleotides long. RefSeq lists its product as uncharacterized. The transcript has 6 exons. The record is from RefSeq and is a predicted model, not a curated record. The coding region runs from base 1 to 2160 and encodes 719 amino acids. Lineage: Eukaryota; Fungi; Basidiomycota; Agaricomycetes; Agaricales; Pleurotaceae.
AUGCACGAUAAUGGCCGCCAAUUUGCAUGCAAAUGUCUGAAUAUGCGCAUUCGCGAACAGCCCGCGGCUCCUCCUUCACCAUCCGAAUGGCCGGUUGAUUCGAACUGGGAGAGAGUCUACGUUGGAGACAAGGGCAUAAAUAUUGCUCACCCCCAGCUCACAUCGAGAGUCAGGUCGCGGGGUCCAGUCACAAAUGAAUCAUCAAGACCACCGCAAUAUAUUUCGCUGAUGUGCCUCAUAUGCAAGGCCUACAUCUACCGUAUCUAUCAGAACACGCCAAGCGAAUCCGACAAAGAUGCGCCGAAUGUGGUGCCUGAAGGAUGGAUAGAACAAGAAGUCAUGAGAAGCUUGAGCGGCUGGAUUGAAGUUCAAAAGGAAUGUCUGACUGGCCGGUCCAUACAUCGAGCAGAAUCCACGUCAGACUAUUUGUCCCUUUUCUCUGUCGUCCUACCCCCAACGACGCUCCCACCAUCACCCAAGGCCGCCGCACAACGUUUGACACCGAUUACGACACCAUCUCCACAGCUACCAAAGGAGCAUUUACCCGAACGCAGUCCGCUGUUCCCACCGCCACCAUUUCCACCUUUACAUCCCGUAUUCACCCAUCUAUCGGCAGUGGCGUCCACCCAAGUUGAUAAAUUACGCGUUGAGGCAGAGGAAUCCAUCGCCAAGUUCGUUCAUAAUAAAGUGGCGGAGCUCGAUCAUGUAGAGUCUGUUUUGAGGGAGCAGGUAGGGUGUCUGUGGAAAAUGUAUCAAAUAGGCUCCAGCAAACUCCGCCAAGUAGCUGACGUGCUCCCUACGCCGGUCCCACACAAUAGCGGCAAGGAAACAUCUAUGCACCCACAAGCGAGCACACCAAUACGCGAUUUCGUACCUUCGCCGGUACCUCCGACACGACCCAUGUCCGCUACAGCGACUAAACAAAUCUCGUCAUUAUCUGCAUCUCUUGCGACCUCUACGUUCCACCAUCCACAUGCGCUCGAGGAUAACAUGAGCGAGUCGAUGUUACAGAGUGUCGUAUCGAACCCUCCUCCCGCUUCAAUCUUUGUUGCGAAUCCGCAGACCGUCAACAGCAGUAAUGUUCUGCAAUUCCCUCGGAAUACCAAUGACGACAUCAACACGGCCGCCAGCUACCGCUUUUUCUUAAACCUGGAGGAAGAGAUGGCCCGCAAGAAGCAGCGACAGGAACACGUGAAGAAUGAAUCAAAGCCGUCACAGCUCGCACCUGCUGUUGCAGCACGCGACAAGCCUUCUGCUGAUCAGGGAGGGGCAGCGGGGAAGGGUGUCACCGGUGAGACACAUGGCCAGGAUAAGGAUAAAGGCAAGCGUAAGGAGAGGAGGAAAGUUACGUUUGAUGUGCAGCCAGCCGUCGUGACAAUAAAAAUCGAUGUGAAGGCAGAGAGUGAAGAAGAAUGGGCUUGUUCUUGUUCUCGAAAGGACAACGACGCAGAUAUGGUCUUUGAACUGGAAGAAGGCAGCCAGGCUUUGGAUUCGGAGUCGAGACCUGUCCUGCCGCUGAUCAAGCAGCCAUCCCGAUUCAAGCAACAUCGUACAGCACGUCAAGCCAACCUUUGUCUCGGUGGUCUACCCGUGGCGUUCGCUGGGCUGAGACCCGCGUCGCUACCUGCACCAUCAAGUGUCCGUCCCCCAUUAAGAAGUUACCAUCAGGGCGUCAAUUCUUCGUCGUCUCAGGCUGCCAUGCUUUCGCCACCCCCUCGGGUCAGCAAACCUAAGGCUGCGCCGCCUCCACCAGAGGAACCUGCCACUCCGCGGGAAGCAGAGAUACUUUCCUUGCUAGUCGCUGAUAUGCCGAGCCAUGGAGGCGCUUGGAGGCGCGAUGGGAAAGCCUGGAAGUCAUUCGUUAAUCGCAUGCACGCCGACGCCGAUGACAAAGUUGACGACAUCCUCGAAGAAGAUGAAGACUACGUCGAGGAUUCUGGGAUGAAUGGCCGUAGUGAUGCCUUCAUAGGUUCGAUGCCCGUUGCAAUCAAACGUGCUAGGCCAGCAAAACAAUCGAAGGCAGAUCGAAGCUACGAUACAGACGAAUCUGACGAACGUAACCCCGUUGGCGCAGAAGGUCGAGCCAGGAAACUAGCGUCAGAAACUCUGAAAGCCCGCAAUAGCAUGCCGGAGGAGGGCAUGUGGAGAAGUCUUGCAUAA